GUACGUGGCAGGAUAUCAUUGGUUAGUCACGUUGGCCGACCCUGAGAUGGGUAAGACUAUUGCUUAAUGUCCUCCGACAGACACAAGUGCGACGAUAGAUUGACAAGGGAGGAACGAACCCACGACCAAACACCCACCACCGUUGAAGCAAAUCUCAACGAGGAGAGAGAUACCCGUUCCCUCUCCCUCUCUCUCUCUAGAGAGACUCAGAAAUUCCUGGAAUUUGAUUCAAUUCUUCGACAACAUGAGUUUGACCCAGUUCGCCAUGAAUGCUACCGAAAUGCAGGUUGAGGAAUUGGCUUCUCUUGUCAAAGACAAUCUUACUUGCAAGCAUCUUAUUCUCUCAGUGGAAGAGUCCUUGGUGGAAUUCCUUCAGAGUGAUACCAGGCAUUUCCAGUGGGGUCUUGGAGUUGGAACCAAUGAACUCAUACAACCGUCUUCUGUUGCAUCGUCUUGCGGAUAUAUUUGGGUUUUCUCAUGAAUCUGUUGGUGAAGGAGAGGAGCGGCACUUAAUUUUGGAGCGCUGCCCAGAGACCUCAAUACCUUCUAUCCUUGUUGGUGAUAUUUUGUGGCAGUAUGAUGAGCCCGAUUCUCCAACAACUUCACACCUGUUAUUAAAGAGGACCGAAAGCCCCCCAGUGUUGAGAACAAAACCACCUUUGCUCCAACAUUCACUUGAGGAGAGAGAAGCAGCUUAUUUGGCUGCUCGAGAGCGAAUAUUUUCAAGAGACUUGGGCGAGGUAAACGAAUCUGUCAGGCAGAAGCCACGUAGUGACCCUGUUGUUGCCCGCCGGAUGAUAGCGCAUGCACUAGGCCAGAGAAUCAAUCCAUCCAGUCAGGGUUCUCCUCACGAGCAUUGCAAAGCUUCUGGAGGGCAGACUGAUGAAUUACGUGUUCAAGGCAAUGUUGUAGAUGAGGCUGAUUUGACCGCAGAAUCUUUUCAGCAUAGAGUCUCCCUUUCAAACGGAGAUAUGAACUCGCGUGGUGAAGUGAAAAACAACCACCGUAAUAAUAGUGGCCCAGCUCUGACCCGAAGUGAAAAGAAGACAUCCCAGAAACAAGGUGACAAUAAUGGAAGAAGUGGACAUGGUGUAGAUGAGGAAUACAUCAAAAGGGAGCAAGUGGGAGCAGCAAAGAGGAUGUUUGCUAAUGCCUUGGGAAUGCGUUCAGGGAAGAAUGGUUCUCUCUCGAAAUGCAGCGAGAUAAAGCAUGAUAGCACGGAGUAAUGGUUGAAGUGUUUAGAAAAGUAUAUCGGUUUGCUGUUUCAUUCAUCUUGUACCCGGUACACAUCAAGCACCGGAGCAUCUUGGGUCUUCAGUCAAGUGAAUGGUUUACGGACAUGUAUUGAGAGUUCUUAUGGCAUGUGAGGAGAUGCAUGGCAAAAGGAGGGAAGCCUUUUGGUGGUAGAAUGCUGGCGGCUGCUCAGUUCUGUAUGGAUGGACAACGAUUAUACUCAUAGCCAGCCGAUACAAGCAGCAGAUUCUUCAGCUUCUGCCAAUGUCGAAAAUAGGUUGUGUUGAUGAUGGAAGUCGUCUGUAUUGGUGGUGCAAGCAUGAAUAAAUCGCCACUCAAAAAUUAUGCUUUCCCCCUUGAUUCUGUUUCGCGACCUCAUGUAUUUGUUGUCUUAACAUUUUCUCUACUUCUCGAGCAAAAGAUCUCUUGAAAACUCGAAAAAUUUGUGUGUUUUAAUAAAAGUGUAAGCUAUAACUCCCAAUUUUUUAUCA
Molecule: messenger RNA, 1724 nt
Organism: Pyrus x bretschneideri (Chinese white pear)
Lineage: Eukaryota; Viridiplantae; Streptophyta; Magnoliopsida; Rosales; Rosaceae
Product: protein encore
Exons: 6
Coding region: 270-1226 (318 amino acids)
Molecular function (GO): nucleic acid binding
Source: RefSeq, a predicted model, not a curated record